UGGUUCAUGUCCAUGGUACAGAUGCACAAAGAUUUGCAAGAUAAACUGCAUACUAUGAAAGCAGAAGAAAUCGAACGGCGUAAGAAAAUUUUGGAGGAGUAUAAUGAAGAGAUGGCGAAAUAUUACGAGUUUUUGGAUUUAUAA
Molecule: messenger RNA, 144 nt
Organism: Thelazia callipaeda (thelaziosis nematode)
Lineage: Eukaryota; Metazoa; Nematoda; Chromadorea; Rhabditida; Thelaziidae
Source: the annotation of a GenBank genome assembly